Molecule: messenger RNA, 2822 nt
Organism: Drosophila teissieri
Lineage: Eukaryota; Metazoa; Arthropoda; Insecta; Diptera; Drosophilidae
Gene: B-H2
Product: homeobox protein B-H2
Exons: 3
Coding region: 269-2287 (672 amino acids)
Biological process (GO): regulation of transcription by RNA polymerase II
Cellular component (GO): nucleus
Molecular function (GO): RNA polymerase II transcription regulatory region sequence-specific DNA binding; DNA-binding transcription factor activity, RNA polymerase II-specific
Source: RefSeq, a predicted model, not a curated record
GCUCCGCUUUUGAACAUCACAAAGUGCGCGCCCCUCAGCGACAUUUGCGUUUAGAAUCCAGUUGAGCCCAGAGAACGUUUACUGCAACAGCAACAAAGCAAAGCAAUCGAACUUGUCAAGUUAACUGAAAUAAAUGCGAACAGCUACCACCAAUUAGCUAAGAAAGAAGAAGUGCUUGAAACUCGCGUCACACGUACAGAGCGACAUACAUUUGUUUUUUUUCGGUGCAAAGUGCAGGUGCAGCAGCGGAGUCGUCGGCUAACCACACAUGACCACAAUGCCACCGGAAAUGUCCGCAACAACGGCAGCUCCCGUUGGCAGUGCACCGAGUGCCACCGCUCACCAUCCCGCUGCCGUCGGCGGCGGCAUGCCGCGUCCAGCUUCCCCGGCCGUCGGCAGCAACACGACAACAGCGACGGCCACCACGGCGACGCGAUCCCGCUUCAUGAUCACCGACAUUCUGGCUGGAGCGGCGGCAGCAUCGGCGGCGGCAGCAGCAGCGGCGGCCGCCCUGGCAGCCGCCUCUUCCGGCGGUGGGCGUGGCAGUCCGACGGACUCGGAGCGGGAGCAAUCGCUGGUCGCCCAGCAUCACCACCAUCACCAGCAGCAGCAGCAGCAACAUCAUCAUCAUCAGCAGCAACAGCAGCAGCAGCAACAUCAGCAGGCUGCCCUGCAACAGUACAUCGUGCAACAGCAGCAGUUGCUGCGCUUUGAACGGGAGAGGGAGCGAGAACGGGAGCGGGAACACUAUAGGGAGAGGCAUUCGCCGCCCGGCAACAACCCCUACGCCCACCACCCCUUGCCGCCCCAUCUGCUCGCCCACUUUCCGCCCGCCCACUACGCCGUGCUGCAGCAACAGCAGCAACAGCAACAGCAACAGCAGCAGCAGCAGCAGCAACAUCCCCACCCGCAUCAGCUGCAGCUGGAGAGGGAACGAUUGGAGGCACUGCAUCGGCAUGGCCACGCGCUGCCCGGUGAUCCUGGCCAGCACUUGAGCCACCUGAGCCACCUGAGCCACCACCAGCAGCACCACCCGCAUCUGCAUCAUGCCAUGCACGAUGAGCGAUCCCGCUCGCCGCUGAUGCUGCAGCAGUUGGGCGGCGCUGCCAGUGGCAAUGGCAAUGGAAACAACAAUAACAACAACAGCAGCAGUGCCAGCAACAAUAACAACAACAGUGCUAGUGCCAACAGCAACAUCAUCAGCGGCAACAGCAGCAGCAACAGCAACAACAACAAUGGCAGUGGCAACGGCAACAUGUUGCUCGGCGGCGCCGGCAGCAGCAUCAGCGGCGAUCAGGCGAGCACCAUCGACGACAGCGACAGCGAUGAUUGCGGUGGCAAGGACGACGAUGGCGAGGACAGUUUGAAGAACGGCAGCUCGGCGAACGGCGACUCCUCGUCGCACUUGAGUCUGAGUCUGAGCAAGAAGCAGCGGAAGGCGCGUACCGCCUUCACGGACCACCAGCUGCAGACGCUGGAGAAGUCCUUCGAGCGGCAGAAGUACCUCAGCGUGCAGGAUCGCAUGGAGCUGGCCAACAAGCUGGAGCUGAGCGACUGCCAGGUGAAGACCUGGUACCAGAAUCGCAGAACCAAAUGGAAGCGCCAGACGGCGGUGGGCCUGGAACUGCUGGCCGAGGCGGGCAACUAUGCGGCCUUUCAGCGGCUGUACGGCGGUGCCACGCCCUAUUUGAGCGCCUGGCCGUACGCGGCCGCCGCUGCCGCCCAAUCGCCCCACGGCGCCACGCCCUCCGCGAUCGAUAUCUAUUACCGCCAGGCGGCCGCAGCAGCAGCCAUGCAAAAGCCCUCGCUCCCCGCCUCGUACCGCAUGUAUCCAUCGAGUAUGCCGCCGGGCAUGGCGCUGCCGGGCAUGCCCGCUCCCCCGCCCCCCGGCGCAGCGCCCAUGCUCAGCGGCUACUAUGCCGCCGCAGCGGCAGCGGCCGCUUCCGCCGGCGCCCAACAGCAGCAGCAGCAGCAACAGCAACAACAGCAACAGCCGCCAGCGGCGUCCCGCUCGCCAGCCACCAGCCAGAGCGCCAAUAGCGAAGCGGACUGCGAGCGGACCAGCAGCAGCAGUCGCCAGCGCCUGAUCACGCCCAGUCCGCCCCUGAAUCCGGGCAGUCCGCCGCAUCGGGAGCGGCUCGGCGAGGAGGAGGACAGGGAGCGGGACGACGAGCGGGACAUGGAACGCGAGAGGGAGCGAGAGAGGGAGAGGGAGCGGGAGCGGGAAAGGGAAAGGGAACGAGAGCAGGACGAGGAUGAUGACGAGGAGCUGGCCCUGGAGGUCUGAGAAUCCCCGCGAGAAUUCAUCCCUCCCCACAGCUGGAUCUCACAAAUUUGUCUAAAGAAAUAAUCAAGUGGGCGGCGUGUGUUCGAGAAGAACUAUGAAAUAUGGUGAACAUCUUUUCAAAAAAGUUGCAACACAUUUGUUUUGUCUUAAAUUGUAAAGUCCAAAGUUUUAAAGGUAAAUACAUGUGGUUUCUCAAGAACUGCAAAAACCCUUUAGAUAUUAUGUCAAAAACUGUUUCUCACAUUCAAAAUAUCUGCAAGAGUUUUAACACUACGAAUAAAUGCAAAUUUAACGACCAAGCGAAAGUUCAUUACAUUGUACUCAUAGAAAGUUCUCAUAAACAUACCUUUAUUUUAGACACAGCUGUAGAUAAAAUGUGCUUGCUAAAAACCCCAAAAACCAUGAAUCUGAACUGCGAACUAAAUGGUGGCAAACUGCAUAAAAUUUGUAUAAAAUCGAAAAGUCGAAAAUAUUUCCAUAGAACUACCCAAAAAGUGACAGUAUUAGACACUCUACCCAUGUUCAUCUGUUUCCA